Molecule: messenger RNA, 495 nt
Organism: Fusarium subglutinans
Lineage: Eukaryota; Fungi; Ascomycota; Sordariomycetes; Hypocreales; Nectriaceae
Exons: 2
Coding region: 1-495 (164 amino acids)
Source: RefSeq, a predicted model, not a curated record
AUGAGUAUCUCUGAAACAUAUGGUAUCCGAGUUUCAAGCGGCCUCCAUGAAGUCAAUGGCAUGCAUCUUGCGCGUAGCCUGGACAAGAAUCUAGUUUUAGCCCCUACCGACGUCGCGGGUCUGACUUUUUGCCAACAAUGCAAAACGAAUGAAACAAAUUUCGUUCUCAAGGACGAUUCCAUGUCAGAGUUUCUAUCCGUCAUCGGCCCAAGCGGCCGAGGGCCGUACGAGCUGCGAACCUCUCCUGAAACCAAACCAUUUGGCAUUGGUUCAAUGGUUUACCUUGACUUUUCAAUAAAGACUCUUGAUCAGGGGACUGGAGUACAUACUCUGGGGAUCGCCGACGAGGACAUAAAUGACGGACACUGGAUGGCAUGGAGAGACCCAGAAGGCAAUGGCGAAUGGUCAGUAUAUUGGGUGACGCCUCGACCCUACAACAUGGACGAUUUGCCUGGAGGCAUGCAUAUCGAGUUAACACUUGACAACAAGGCCUGA